This is a messenger RNA of Anoplopoma fimbria (sablefish), 5418 nucleotides long. RefSeq names its product UDP-Gal:betaGlcNAc beta 1,4- galactosyltransferase, polypeptide 6 (gene b4galt6). Gene Ontology annotation, biological process: glycosphingolipid biosynthetic process; carbohydrate metabolic process. Lineage: Eukaryota; Metazoa; Chordata; Actinopteri; Perciformes; Anoplopomatidae. The transcript is spliced from 9 exons. The record is from RefSeq and is a predicted model, not a curated record. Gene Ontology annotation, molecular function: UDP-galactose:glucosylceramide beta-1,4-galactosyltransferase activity. The coding region runs from base 604 to 1752 and encodes 382 amino acids.
UCUCUUUUAUUGAGUUUAUUUCUCACAUAUUUCCCUGCACUCACGCGUUUUGAACAAGCGCGGAGACUCCCGGUGGCAUGACCGGACAUAGACUGUGUUCGCCGUCUGACGAAGUAGUGCGCCGACUGUGCUGGAAACAUCGCACCGGCCGAGAGUAGACUGUGUGGGAGAAGGCAGAGCGGUCCUGCCCCCCUUCAAUGACCAACCUUCAGUGCUAGCGAUUAAAGCUUCGCUGGCGACACCCCGACCAUGGAAGGCUACCAUGAGUCUCCUUAAGCAGUAUUGCCGCUGAGCUCCUACCCCCGUACAAUAACGGUUCCAACAUGCCCGACCGGUGGUGCUCCAUGAGGCUCUCAGUUGCCUGAUAUUCACGUUACAGGCCUGCUUUUUCCAUCUGGAAAUUUCUUGGCAGGGGAAAGCAGGCCAGCUAGCACCGCUAGCGUUCGCCUGUUCCGCGCUGCAUCUCUGGGCUUUGACGGUGCAGUUUUUUUUCCAUGCCCAAAACUUUGACACUGUUGUCUUAUGAAUUAGAGGACUUUUUAAAACUCCAAAAAGUAUUUUAUGGGAUUCAUAUCGGCGAACGAGAAGCGGGCCUAAGCCAAAAUGGUGAACUGGAGGCGGCUGCUGCGAAUGUCCAACCGAUCGUUCCUGGCCUUCAUAUUCUUCUUCUCCAUGUCCACCACUUGUCUCUACUUCAUUUAUGUGGCUCCUGGAAUAGCCAACACAUACUUCUUCAUGGUGCAGGCUCAGGGCAUCAUGUUGAGGGACAAUGUGAGGACCAUCGGCCAGAUGAUUCGAUUGUAUACCAACAAGAACAGUACGCUCAACGGGACGGACUAUCCUGAUGGCAGUAACUCCAGUGAAUACCUGGUGCAGCCAACCACUUACCUCCCGGAGAACUUCACCUACGCCCAGAACCUCCCCUGCCCAGAGCGAUUACCUUCUAUGAAGGGCCUUUUGGAAGUGAACAUGACAGAGAUCCCUAUGGAAGAGAUAGAACUGAAGUUCUCCAAGUCUUUUGACAUUGACUUCGGAGGCCAUUGGAAACCAAAGGACUGCAGACCUCGCUGGAAGGUGGCCAUCCUGAUUCCAUUUAGAAACCGCCAUGAACAUCUGCCCAUCCUCUUCCAACACCUCAUCCCCAUGCUGCAGAGACAGCGGCUGCAGUUUGCCUUCUACGUCAUCGCACAGAGUGGGAGCCAGCCCUUCAACAGAGCCAUGCUGUUCAACGUGGGGUUCCUGGAGGCCAUGAAGGACUUGGACUGGGACUGCUUGAUCUUCCAUGAUGUGGACCACAUCCCCGAGAACGACCGGAAUUACUACGGCUGCGGUCAGAUGCCACGCCACUUCGCUGCCAAGCUGGACAAAUACAUGUACAUUCUUCCAUACAGCGAGUUCUUCGGUGGUGUGAGCGGACUCACUGUGGAUCAGUUCCGCAAGAUUAAUGGCUUUCCCAAUGCAUUCUGGGGCUGGGGAGGUGAGGAUGAUGACUUGUGGAACAGGGUUCACUAUGCUGGUCUGAAUGUCACACGACCAGAGGGAGAGAUCGGCAAGUACAAGUCAAUCCCUCACCACCACAGAGGAGAGGUGCAGUUCCUCGGGAGGUACAAACUGCUGAGGUACUCCAAAGAGCGGCAACACUUGGACGGCCUCAACAACCUCCACUACAGCCCCCACACAUCCCUCAGCAGCCUCUACAAGAACAUCACGGUGGACCUGAGCCCCGAGCUCGCCCCUAUCGCAGACUACUGAACUGCCCCGCCUCCACCCCCCCAGCCCAGGCAGACAGGCCGAGAGGGAGGGGGAAGAAGUGCACCACAAAAUGCUGCCAAGAAAUCUUAGCGAGGAAAAAAAAAUUAGAUACAAAUCCAAAACGAGGAGAGAGAAAAAAAAAAAGAGGAAAAAACAAAGAGGCGGUGGCAAGUCUCUCCAAGUGAACUGUCAAUUGUGUGUGUGUCCAUGAGCGUGUGUGUGUGUCUGUGUGUGUGCGUGUGUGCGUGUGCUUGCGAUGGGUGAGUUGCUGCAUGUCUUUUUGUCCGUGCCGGCUUAACUACUACAAGUUGACAUGAGUUGGUUGAGGUCGGAGGGAGCAGCAGCAUCUCGGCUCCGGUGUUUGCUGCAAAGCCUUAACGUGGCAGAACCACAGCUCCCUCCGCUCGGCGCCGCACCGCUUCACUUCUGAUGUAUCACCGUCACCUUACAAGCCAACAGACAAGCUCUUGUCUCACUUUCUACUAUCGUUUGUUUUUAUACAUAUCAUUUUGUCAGCCCACAGUAUUUCCUUUUUUAAAAGGAGGGAUCUGAGCUGGGUUGUCGUUAAUGUUUGUGUUGUACAUUUUUGUAUUAUUAUUUUGAUACGUGGUAUUUAUUUUCGGGAUGUUCUGACGGAGCACUCCUGUCCGUGUCACUCAAGUGUUCGCUGCUUGUUAUUUGCUGCACUGCUGCUGAAUCCGCAUGAACAUGUAUGUAAAUAUCGGCCUCAUAAAAAGCUCGAACACAGAACACAAAUAUGUAAAUAUGGGCCUUUAAAUGCUCGGGCGUAUUACAGUGAUAUUCCAGUGGGUUUGAAUUUUAUUUGGCAGCUACCUUCGUUCUGAGGAUUUAAUAAGAGUGAGUGGUUUCUUCCUAACAGGAAGAUCUUCGAAUAUUGGAUGUUUGGCUUAAAAAAAAAAACAGAAGUAUCCAAAAUCUUAAGAUUUGACAUUAUCUUUUGCAUGCCUUAAUUUAUUUUUGUUUACCAUAUUUUGUUAUUUUCAAACAUAAGUUAUUUCAUCGGUUAGAGAUGUGUAUAUUCUUAAAUUUGCCUUUUGUUGUGCUUUUUGUUUUCCUUUUGAGGUGCACUGUGUGAAAAGAGUAGAGCUGCUCCUCAGAAGGAGGGAGGCGUGGCCGAGUCUCAUGUGAGAGUGUAUAUUUUUUUGUCUCAGAUGUGUUUUUAUUUUUAGAUACUUUUUUUUAUUAUUUCUUUUUUAUUCAAAUGAUUUAGUGCUGGACCAUGUGAUAAAGCUCUUCAUUGUACUGUACCAUGCGCUGAAGCAUGGGGAUUUGGGCUGGAUGCUGUGUGUCUGGACUGUAGUGUUAUUAUCUUCUAAAGGCAGAGUCAGAAGGGCCAGAAUGAGAGAACUGCUGUUCUUGAAUGGCGCGCGCUGUGAAAAGUUUAAUUUUCUUCAAGCUUUGAGCACUAUACCGAUAGAGAGAGAGACGUGUAGGCAGAUUAUUUUUGACCAGAUGUUCUGGUGUUCAUUGUUGAGACCUCUAGCUUUUGAAUUUGACAAUGAGUAGUUGUGUGUUUGGACACUGUCCUGAGAUGUUAAAUCUGAACUCUGGCCAUUUUUGACCCAGACCUUAUCUCCUGUCGGACUGUUUCAUCCUGUUGCUCGCUUCAUUAGAGGCCCCUGUACACUGUGCCAUUAUUGGUUUUAGUCCAAGCUGUGCUCCUUCAUCUCACUGUGAGGCUUUGGUGACCAAAGACAUGUCAGAACUGAAGGGUCCACCUGUGACGACUGCAGGGACCCUCGUCUGCAAACCAACCAAUCAGAAUAAGAAUGUGUCCCUGCUGUCAGUACUGGAGGGCUGAUAACAUCCAUGGCCUCAAACUGGAACCAAAAGUGUUUCAUUUUGCACCACUUUACACACGGGGUGCGUCCAGAACAAGUGCUGUGUGGAAAUUGCACAUUUAUUAGAGCCGAUGAUGAGAUUAAGUUGACAGUGGAUGGAUCAGUGAGAUGAAGGGUCCAGGUCUGAAAUGGUCAGAGUCAUGUUUCUUCAUUUAUGUUUUAAAGCACCACAUGUCCGUCAGUGCAGCCAGCGUUCCUCCACGCAAACACUGCAAGCACUUCUGGGAAAGGCAGUCUUUAAGCCACGGUGGAUAAAUCCUGACCUCGCCCCCUUCUCCCAAAAAGCCCUUGCAGCAGCGAUCGUCAUAGUAACCUCUGUGUUUACAGUGUUAACAUUUUCCUCAGAGGCGAAACCUCACCUGACAACAGAGCUUUAACUCUUCAUGAAAGGUUGGAUGAGACGAGAGACGUUUAGCCGUGCUACUUCCUGUCUGGAGGACUGGGCUGUGGUUUAUCAGAUUUUGUUAGCUUAGCACCACAUGUUAGUGUAUGCUGUUCAUAGGUGACUGGCUGUGAUCUGACUGUGUAGCAGAAGAUGGAGGGUCGUUGAAAAGUGGCUGCUCUCUUCAUCACAACUUGUCCCUGACUGCUGCUGAUCAGCUGGUCGGGGUUCAUACAGACUGGGACAGUUUAUGUGAAACUGGUGGAGUUUCACUCUGUCAACAAAAGCUUAGUCGAUGAGGCCAGAAGUAUUGAAGUAUUUGUUUAUUUCACCCUUUGUUCACCUUUCAUUUUCUUUUCUCUGUUGACAGUUUUUUGUUUUUUUUUGUUGUUUUUUUGCAUUUGCUAAAACACAUUUUCUGAAACUGAAACCACAAAAUAUGUCUUUCAAAAACAAACACAUCAUUCAAUACAAUGUAAGCUCUUCAAAAAAUAGUAUUUCUGCAACAUCACAACUUCUCACACCAAUGCGUCUUCGGCAUUUUCAUGUGUCGCGUGCUACAAACAUAGAACACAUAUCUGAACACAUGCAGUAAAUGUGUUUAUUCUCAGUAUCAUAACAGCAUCAGACACAAUGCCUUCCUUAUUCUUCCACCAAAGAGCAAACCUAAACUCUAUUUCUAGUCCUCAAGCUCUGAUCUGUAAAUGAUCCAAUCGGUUACAGAUGUUCCUUCACAGGUGCAUUCUGGGUGCAGGUAAUUGAUAAUAGUGUUGUAUUUUAAUAGCAAUUUUUAGCCAACAUUAUACAGGCUUUUAUUGUUCAAUCAUUGUUGCAUAAGUAACACUUUUUGUGUCUUGGCAAUUGCAAAAAAAAACAAAAAACUCAGCAUCUGAAUAAAUCCAUGUGAGCAGAGUGUUUCCAGCAUGAACAGGUGUUAGGUGGUGUGACGAGGCCGUCAGCGUUGUCUAAUGGAUCUUAUGGAUCUGCUUGGUAUCUCGUUUGCGUGUUCGAAGACAAAACUCUGGUCCAGGAGACAAGUGCCAAACUGUGUCUCGGAUCAGCUUUUUAAAUGGUAUUCGUCAAAUGGUUGACUCCACCCGUCCCCACACCCCCUUUUUCACAUGACUAUCUUAAGUCUCUGAAAGUAUGUUAGAGCCGUUAAGAAAACUGUAUUCCAUUUAGCAGUAUUUAUUUGUGCCUUGAGUUUCUUUUUUUUUCUUUUUUCUAUUUCACUUUACAUUGUGACUGAAGAGAUUACAGGCGUUCUUUCCCUAUCAUAUCAAGUCAGACUGAGCGUGAAAGUAUAAUCCAACAGAUCUGAUUGUGCGUACGGCUCCACCGUGACUGCCGGCGGGUACAGAGACGGAGCUGCGUUGCUGCAGCUGAGGUUUCAUCUCAUUUCAUGAAGAGAAAAAAAUCCAA